This is a messenger RNA of Caenorhabditis remanei, 1344 nucleotides long. RefSeq lists its product as uncharacterized. The record is from RefSeq and is a predicted model, not a curated record. Gene Ontology annotation, molecular function: ATP binding; nucleic acid binding; RNA helicase activity. The transcript has 2 exons. The coding region runs from base 1 to 1344 and encodes 447 amino acids. NCBI's taxonomy places the organism in Eukaryota, Metazoa, Nematoda, Chromadorea, Rhabditida, Rhabditidae.
AUGGGUCAAGGAGGUGGCCACUCUGGUUACCGUCAAGAAGAACGUCGUCCAGCUGAUCGUGGUUAUGAUGAUAGUCGUUCUGCUGAUCGUGGUCACAAUGAUCGUCAUCCAGCUGACCAAUACAAUUCUGGACCACGGAACGAGAGAGAGCAACCAAGACCAUAUUCUCAGAAUCACCAAGGAAGUUAUGGAAGCCAUGAUAACUACAACAAGUAUCCUCCUCGUGAUAAUAAUCAAGGAUCUUCUCCAAGAUCAUUCCAAAAUGACCGUUCGAAUAAUUCUGGAAUGAAUAGCUAUCGUAGCGAAGAUUCGCGAUCCAACUAUCAACAUGGAAAUGAUAAUCGUCGUGGCCACAACGAUAAUGGAUUCUCUACUUCAGGAGGACGUGGUUUUCACAAUGACUCUGGUUUUGGACAUGGAGAACGAAACAACGGUCCUCAGAGAUAUCAAGGCGAUGGGAACUACAAUGCGAAUGAAAGAAACAGCUCAUUCCGAAACGAUAAUGGUUUCGGUUCUGGUAGCAGAGAUAACUCAAAUCGCGGAAAGUUCCAGAAUGACGGUGGAUACCCUGAGACCGAGGGAGGACAUACUGGAACUGAGAACAAGGAGCCCGAGCGAGCACCUCGUGAUUGGGUUCCAAUGAAACGUGAUGUCGAGGAAAUGAUGGACGAUACUGCUCAGAAGGUCGAGGAAUGCCAAGUGUCCCAAGAUCAAGCGGUAGAAAUUCGCAACUCGGAUAUUGACACACGUCUAACAUCUUGGGCGAAUUCGGGACUCCACGAGAAGAUCUUGAGAAACUUGGAGCGUCUUAAAUACACUCAAGUCAGAACUAUUCAAGCCGCCAUGAUUCCACAAAUUCUUGCCGGGUAUGAUGUGAUUGGUCAAGCUGAAACCAGUGCCGGUAAAACUGCGGCAUUUGGAUUGCCGAUUGUGAACAAGAUAUUGCAUUUGGGUGAAGCCGCAUACAAUUCUUCAUUCGAAAACGCAGCCCCGUUUGCCUUGAUCCUGUCACCAACAAGAGAGCUCGCGUCUCAAAUUUACGAUUCACUACGUCUUUUCUCUAGAGACACCGGAAUCAAAGUUUGUCUCUCAUACGGACAACAAUCUCGCUCGAAUUCACUUGAGGAAAUUCGAAAUGGUUGUCAUGUUUUGGUCGGAACAUGUGGACGUAUUAUGGAUUUGGUCGAGAAAGGUGACAUCAGCAUGACCGAACUCAGAUUUUUAGUCCUGGACGAAGCCGACCGUCUUCUUCAAGAGGCCAGCAGAGAUCCAUCGGUCACAUGUCACGAAUUCUGGCCGACAGGGAAUUCAAAAGAACUUCGGAGACGUGGCAGACCAUCAUGA